Molecule: messenger RNA, 390 nt
Organism: Chionomys nivalis (European snow vole)
Lineage: Eukaryota; Metazoa; Chordata; Mammalia; Rodentia; Cricetidae
Product: rho GTPase-activating protein 20-like
Exons: 3
Coding region: 1-300 (99 amino acids)
Molecular function (GO): GTPase activator activity
Source: RefSeq, a predicted model, not a curated record
AUGGAAACCCUUGAGGAGAAAGCCACGGGAGAGAAACAUCGAACUUUGCUAUGCCAAGGUCCCGUGGAACUGAGAAGAGACUGGAGAAGGAAGAAACAACACCUCUCCUUGUUCAGUGACGUGCUGGUUGUGUCUAACGACCUGCGUAAGAGAAAGUUCAAUACCAAACAUGUCAUCCCACUCACUUACCUGUGGAUAAGUGACUAUGUGGACAUAGUCGGGAGAGACAGAAGCUCUGCUUGCAAGUCCAUUCUCCUGUCCUGGCCCGUGGGAAAUUUUGUGGCCAUCUUUCGAGCAUGAGCAUCCCUAUGACAUUAUAAUGAGGAACAGCCUAAAUACCUUUAAUCGAAGGGAAUCGAGAAAUUUUACAGCUUUUCCUGCCCUGCCUGG